This is a messenger RNA of Manduca sexta (tobacco hornworm), 1459 nucleotides long. Its product is annotated as stress response protein NST1. The record is from RefSeq and is a predicted model, not a curated record. Bases 44 to 1459 code for a protein of 471 amino acids. Lineage: Eukaryota; Metazoa; Arthropoda; Insecta; Lepidoptera; Sphingidae. The transcript has 2 exons.
GUCACUCAACAGUCCACAUAGAGCGCUUAAUUCAUCUGCAGUCAUGCAUAUAACAUAUUGGGGGAUACUAGCUUCAGUCUUACUGUUUUCAGUAAACGCAGGCCGUUACGACCAAGGCCCUCAACAAUUUUUUGAACCAUCAGCGCCUUCACAAGUGGUACCUAAUUAUGAAACAAAAGAUAUUGUGUUAUAUUUAACACCUAGCCAAGUUCAGGCGCUUGAAGCGGGCGGAGCUGAACUCAGACCGCAAGAGGACGAUUCUGAACAAUUAUAUCCAGUGAAAACUGAUCAGGAACAGGAAGAAGAAUCCGAGCAAAGUAAUGAUAAAGUAGAAGAAGAAAAUUAUGCUGAUCAGAAGCUAAAAGAGAUUUCAGAGCUUGAAGAAAUUUUCAGAAUUCUAAAUAAACAAAUUGAGGAAGAUGCUAAAAAGAUUCAUGGGGACAGUUACAGUGGGCAAAUAUCAGGAAAAGAAAAUGGACAAGAACAGGAAGAAGAUAUUGAAGAAGAACAACAAGCGGAAGAAAAGCAAUUAGGAGAACAGGAUGAAGCUCAUCAAGAAGAAAAACAAAUUGGCAACUUUCGGAAAAUUCCUUCAAGGUUUGGAGUUCUUCAAAGAUAUCGCUUGGAAAAAUAUUUUUCACCAUCAGUUUCUAAAAAACAAAACCAGCAUCAGCAGGAUAGUAGUCUACCAUCUCUCCCCUACUAUAAAAAAUCUUACCGUUUCCAAGAACAAACAGAUAAAAAAUCGGACAGAGACGGCAUUAAGGAAAAUGUAAAUAGUUUGCAAGAUAAGUACAAAGUAACUCCCGCUGAAGAAGAAUCUCAAGAAGAAAAUAAGCAAAAGCUACAAGUAGACCUCGGACAGGAGCAAUUGGCAGAAUUACUUAAUCCCAUAUCAGAAAAUAAUAAGAUCUUGCAGUUUAUCUCAGAGCAUAGGGGACAGUUGGUUCAUAACGAAUUACAACUGUAUAAAAAACUACAAGAACUAAAGGCGGCACCUAAACAUCACCAGCGAAAAUAUGAAACUGAAAUCGAAAGACUGAGGACAAAUUUACAAGCACAAAAUGCACUUGAAACAGCUGAAGCUUUAGCCAGGGCAACACGUUUCUCACCUAAAGAGCAAUUCGAUGAAAAUAAUUUCCAACUUGAUAAUGACAACCGUGAAAAUUUACCGUCAGGAUUUAGAAGUUUCACAUUUAGGCGCCCCCAACAAUUUGCACCUCUCGAAGUAUCGACACCAAUACCAGUUCCCGUAAUCAAAAGUUCAAGAAUUGAAAUCAAGACUCCCGUGCUAAUAAAACCCGUGAGACUUGGACAUGCUGCAGCCCGUAAUAAAGCCUUCCUAAAGGUAAAUAAUUCUUAUGAACAACAAGCUAUUCCAGUGAUAAUAGACAGACAAGUUGCUGAUAGCAGUAAGCAUGAAGAGUCAACGAUUACUCGCCAUUUGUGGGAGCAUUAA